Ailuropoda melanoleuca (giant panda) is the source of this 3150-nucleotide messenger RNA. It is a transcript of the gene LIG1, whose product is annotated as DNA ligase 1. NCBI's taxonomy places the organism in Eukaryota, Metazoa, Chordata, Mammalia, Carnivora, Ursidae. Bases 195 to 2933 code for a protein of 912 amino acids. The record is from RefSeq and is a predicted model, not a curated record. Gene Ontology annotation, biological process: lagging strand elongation; DNA repair; DNA recombination. Gene Ontology annotation, cellular component: nucleus; mitochondrion. The transcript has 28 exons. Gene Ontology annotation, molecular function: ATP binding; DNA ligase (ATP) activity; DNA binding.
CGGCGCGGACGACGCCCCGCCCCCGCCCGCCAAAGUCUGCGCGCGAAUUCGGUGGCGCGAAUUGAGGACUGCAGUCGGGCACCGAGUGGUUUGGGUGUGACGCGCAGGACAGCGGCGCGCGAGGCCGGCGAGAGGCAGGAGCAGCUGGCUGGAGAAGAGGAAGAGGAGAGGGGAAGGGAGAAUCCUGACUCAUCAUGCAGCGUAGUAUCAUGUCAUUUUUCUACCCCAAGAAGGAGGGCAAAGUGAAAAAACCAGAGAAGGAGACCUCCAACAGCGUCAGAGAGACGGAACCACCUCCAAAGGUAGCACUGAAGGAGCGGAAUGGGGAGGUGCCCGAGAGUGAUUCUCCAGUGAAGAGGCCAGGGCGCAAGGUGGCCCGGGUCCUGGGCAGUGAAGGGGAGGAGGAAGAUGAAGCCCUCACGCCCUCCAAAGGCCAGAAGCCUGCCCCGGGCUCUCCACAAGUCUCCCCUCCCAGCCCUGCCACAUUUCCCGAGAGCAGCCCUUCCCUCUCCAACACCUCUCCUGUGGACAUCUCCCCAGCAGGGAUCCCCAAGCGGCGCACAGCUCGGAAGCAGCUUCCUAAGCGGACAAUACAGGAUGUCCUGGGGGAGCAGGGCAGGGACGAGGACAGAGAGGCCAAGAGGAAGAAGGAGGAAGAAGCUGAGACCCCACCGGAAAGCCUCACAGAGCCUGAAGUGACCCAGAAGAAAGAAGCAGAAGGGGACCAGCCCGCGACGCCCCCUGAGACCUCCCCAGCAGAGCCCCCACCAGACGGCGCCUCGGAGCCUGAGGUGGCCGAGAAGCAGGAGGCUCGGGAGGAGAACCCAGCCAAGCCGCCCGCCAGAGCUCCUAAGCCGGUCAGCAGCUUCUUCGCCCCCCGGAAACCGGCAACCAAGAAAGAAGGGAAAGAGGAGGGACCUGGCACGGCAAGACAGGAGGAGACCAAGGGACCCCUGGACCCCUCCAGCUACAAUCCUGCCAAGAGCAAUUACCAUCCCAUCGAUGAUGCAUGCUGGAAGCCAGGCCAGAAGGUCCCUUACCUGGCUGUGGCCCGGACAUUUGAGAAGAUUGAGGAAGUUUCUGCUCGGCUCCGGAUGGUGGAGACGCUGAGCAACUUGCUGCGUUCUGUGGUGGCCCUGUCGCCUCCCGACCUCGUCCCGGUCCUCUACCUCAGCCUCAGCCGCCUCGGGCCACCCCAGCAGGGCCUGGAGCUUGGCGUCGGUGACGGCGUCCUGCUCAAGGCCGUGGCCCAGGCCACGGGGCGGCAGCUGGAGUCUGUCAAGGCCGAGGCAGCCGAGAAGGGCGACGUGGGGCUGGUGGCCGAGAACAGCCGCAGCACCCAGAGACUCAUGCUGCCCCCGCCUGCGCUCACCGCUGCCGGUGUCUUCACCAAGUUCCGAGACAUCGCCCGGCUGGCCGGCAGCGCUUCCACAGCCAAGAAGAUGGACGUCAUCAAAGGCCUCUUUGUCGCCUGCCGUCACUCGGAAGCCCGAUACAUCGCCAGAGCCCUGAGUGGACGGCUGCGCCUCGGGCUGGCAGAGCAGUCGGUGCUGGCCGCCCUCUCCCAGGCCGUGAGCCUCACGCCCCCAGGCCAAGAAUUCCCUCCGGCCGUCGUGGAUGCUGGGAAGGGCAGGACAGCAGAGGCCCGAAAGACGUGGCUGGAGGAGCAAGCCAUGAUCCUGAAGCAGACAUUCUGCGAGGUGCCCGACCUGGACCGGAUCAUCCCCGUGCUGCUGGAGCACGGCCUGGAGCGCCUCCCGGAGCACUGCAAGCUGAGCCCAGGGGUUCCCCUGAAACCGAUGCUGGCACACCCCACGCGGGGUGUCAGCGAGGUCCUGAAACGCUUCGAGGAGGCAGCUUUCACCUGCGAGUACAAAUACGACGGGCAGAGGGCGCAGAUCCACGUCCUGGAAGGCGGGGAGGUGAAGAUCUUCAGCAGGAAUCAGGAAGACAAUACUGGAAAGUACCCGGACAUCAUCAGCCGCAUCCCCAAGAUUAAACUCCCGUCGGUCACAUCCUUCAUCCUAGACACAGAAGCCGUGGCUUGGGACCGGGAAAAGAAGCAGAUCCAGCCAUUCCAAGUGCUCACCACCCGCAAACGCAAGGAGGUGGACGCGGCAGAGAUCCAGGUGCAGGUGUGUCUGUAUGCCUUCGACCUCAUCUACCUCAAUGGAGAGUCCCUGGUGCGUGAGCCGCUUUCCCGACGCCGGCAGCUGCUCCGGGAGAAUUUCGUGGAGACGGAGGGCGAGUUUGUCUUCGCCACCUCCCUGGACACCAAGGACACAGACCAGAUUGCCGAGUUCUUGGAGCAGUCUGUGAAAGACUCCUGCGAGGGGCUCAUGGUGAAAACCCUGGACGUCAAUGCCACCUAUGAGAUUGCCAAGAGAUCACACAACUGGCUCAAGCUGAAGAAGGACUACCUCGAUGGCGUGGGUGACACCCUGGACCUCGUGGUGAUCGGCGCCUACCUGGGCCGUGGCAAGCGGGCCGGCCGCUACGGGGGCUUCCUGCUGGCCGCCUACGACGAGGAGAGUGAGGAGCUCCAGGCCAUAUGCAAGCUCGGAACUGGCUUCAGUGACGAGGAGCUGGAAGAGCAUCACCGGAAGCUGCAGGCCCUGGUGCUACCCACCCCACGCCCCUACGUCCGGGCAGAUGGGGCUGUGGCCCCCGACCACUGGCUGGACCCCAGCGCCGUGUGGGAGGUGAAAUGUGCCGAUCUCUCCCUGUCCCCCAUCUACCCUGCUGCCCGCGGCCUGGUGGAUGGUGAGAAGGGGAUCUCCCUUCGCUUCCCUCGGUUUAUCCGCAUCCGUGAAGACAAGAAGCCGGAGGAGGCCACCACCAGUGCCCAGGUGGCCUCGCUGUACAGGAAGCAGAGUCAGAUUCAAAACCAGCAGGGCGCGGACUUGGACUCCGACUCGGAAGAUUUCUACUAGGCUCCCGCCCUCCCAGGGGCUGGGGCAGGGGCGGCAGAGGUGGGGACACGGGGUGUCCUGUUGCCCAGCAAACCUGGUGUUGCGUCCAUGUGGGAUUUGCAGUAUCACAGGUGUGUGUGUGUGUUUGUGUGUGUGUGUGUGUGUGUGUGGGGAUGGGUUAAGCGGGGUCUGGGAUUUAUUCGCUCAUUUUUUUCAAUAAAUAAUUAUUGAACACCCA